UAAAGGCAUCAAAGUUAUCAAACUCGAAAGACAUCCAAUCCUAUUCGGAAAAAUAUCCUCAAUUAGAUCCAGACAGAGAGUCUAAUACGCCAUCGCUUAAUUACGUAAUCACUUUCCUCACAUCUUUCCCUCUUUCUGCAACAUUAUUACACACUCCACUCUCUUCUCGUUCUCAUUCGCCACGACAAUACAGAGCACAAUGGCCCAAGAAACCAAAAAUGAGAACCCGGAUCAAUCAACGCCCACAACCCGAUCCGUCGGCGGCACCGAAUACGGCUGGUGCAAAGCCGUCCCCGGAGGCACCGGCUCCACCGUCCUCAGCCUCCUCCUCUCUAAACCUCCACAAAUCCCUCACCUCCAAAACGCCCUCCACAAACUCCAAAUUUCCCACCCAAUCCUCCGUUCAAAGAUCCACCUCGACACAACCACCAACACAUUCCACUUCGUAACUCCCCCAACUCCCCGCGUCCAAAUCGAGCCCUUCGAUCUCCAAUCCACCUCCCAAAUCCUCCAAUCUCAAACCAACGGCCACGAUCUCACCGACCUCGACCCCUUCCACGCGCUACUCGAACACGAGAUGAACCGCGACACGUGGCGGGAUCCUGAAGACGGAGACGCCGACGUUAUGUAUGCUAGCACGUACGCGAUUAGCGACAAACGGUUCGCGUUGUUUCUCCGGCUUCACACGUCGGCUUGCGAUAGGGCAGCGGCGGUGGCGCUGCUUAACGAACUGUUGAGGCUUGUCGCUGGUGGAGGUGACGGUGGGGAGGUGGAGGGUGAUAAGGUGAAUCUUGCGAUUGAGGAUCUGAUUCCGGAAGGGAAGAUGAAUAAACCGUUUUGGGCGCGUGGAUUGGACGUGCUUGGUUACUCGCUUAAUGCGUUUAGGUUUUCGAAUCUGAGUUUCGUGAAUGCUGAUUCGCCUCGAAGCUCUAGGAUGGUGAGGUUUCAACUGAAUGCAGAUGAAACCAAGAAUCUGCUAGAUGGAUGCAAAUCAAGAGGAAUUAAACUUUGCGCGGCACUUGCAGCAGCUGGAAUGAUUGCCGCAUGGAAAUCUAAGCGUCUUUCUGAUUAUGAAUCAGAAAAAUAUGCUGUAGUAACACUCAUUGACUGUCGCCCUCUUCUUGAUCCAGUACUUUCCAGCAGCCAUUGUGGAUUUUACCAUUCUGCCAUUUUAAAUACCCAUGAUGUUUGUGGAGAAACCUUAUGGGAGUUGGCAAAGAGAAGUUACUCAUCCUUUGAAAAUGCUAAGAACAACAAUAAGCAUUUCACAGAUAUGUCUGACCUCAACUUCCUCAUGUGCAAAGCCAUUGAUAACCCUGGUAUGACACCAUCGUCAUCCCUUAGAACUGCACUGGUCUCUGUAUUUGAUGAUCUUGUCAUUGAUGAUUCGACUGAAAUGCACGAAGAGCUUGGAUUGGAAGACUAUCUGGGUUGUGCUUCCGCUCAUGGUGUUGGCCCGUCGAUAGCCAUAUUUGACGCCAUACGGAAUGGAAAGUUGGAUUGUGCUUGUAUAUAUCCUUCACCCCUUCAUUCAAGAGAGCAGAUUCAAGGAUUAGUUGAUCAUAUGAAGAGAAUACUUGUGGAUGGUUGUAACAGGAAAAAUUAAUAAUUUAAUUAUGAGCAUUUGUUGAAAAUUUUAAUGACCAAUUCGUAAACUUGAUCGCCUCUUCAUUUUCAGUGUUUUGUGGUAAUUAAUACCUUCUACUGUAAUGCAGAUUAGUUCUCUGCUCUGAGUUUGUCUCAAGAAAUGAGAGGUUUAUUUCAAUCGGAAACUUCAACAAUUAUGACUGAAUCAAGUUACUAUAAUGCUCA
Vicia villosa (hairy vetch) is the source of this 1812-nucleotide messenger RNA. RefSeq lists its product as uncharacterized. Bases 200 to 1606 code for a protein of 468 amino acids. The record is from RefSeq and is a predicted model, not a curated record. Lineage: Eukaryota; Viridiplantae; Streptophyta; Magnoliopsida; Fabales; Fabaceae. The transcript has 3 exons.